AUGACAGAUGGCGAGAAGCAACAGAGCGCCGGCGGCACCAACGCCGCACCGCAACACAGGAAGGGGCACAGGAGGCAAGAGUCGAUGUACGCGAUGACCGGCUUGUACGCCGAGUCAGCGUGUGCAGAAGGCAGCGAGGCCGGCCCGAGCACGCCGCCGCACGUGGCCCAUCCGCCGCGGGAGUCCAUCAAGUGCCACAGCAGGAACCCAUCGGCUGGUAUUUGCGACAGAGAACGCGAGCGAGAGAGGGAGAAAGAGAAGCCCCACCAGUUGUUCCCAGAAAUUUUAGACAUUCCUCAUGACGCACGUGACUGCGGUAUCCUUACAUGGAGACCCUUAUUUAUCCAGAGAUUUUCUAGUAUUAAAGUAUUUGUAUUUUUCCUUUCGUUCCUAGUGACGCUCCAGCAAGCGUUGAGCUCUGGAUACAUUAACUCUGUGAUUACGACGAUCGAGAAACGUUUCGAGAUCCCGUCGAGCCUGUCGGGACUUAUAGCGAGCAGCUACGAGAUCGGCAAUGUUAUCACCGUGAUCUUUGUCUCGUAUCUCGGCAGCAGACGGCACAUACCCGUCUGGAUAGCGGUCGGGGCCGUCAUAAUGGGCAUCGGCUCGCUGGUGUUCGUCGUGCCGCAUUUCAUAGCGGAGGCGAACAGCGAGAUGCUGACGAACAACAAGUCUGACGACAACAUCUGCCGGCUGCCAAGGGCCCUGGAGCAGGACAUGAGCGGGCUGGGCAGACUAUCGCAGGGUCUGCCGCCGAGCAAUCUGAGGCCAGACAACUGCAUCAAAAGCUCGCCCAGCACGUUCAUGCCGGUGAUGGUGUUCGUGGUUGCGCAGCUGCUUUUGGGCUGCGGCGGCUCGCCCCUGCUGACCCUCGGCACCACAUACGUCGACGACCAUGUCCGCCCCGAAUCCUCCAGCAUGUAUAUCGGUUGUAUGUACAGCAUGGCGGCUUUUGGUCCCGUACUUGGCUUCUUGCUUGGUGCCUACUUAUUGUCCUUUCACAUGGAUUCGUUUUCGGGUGCUAUCAUAUCCAUCGAUCCCGGAGACCAUCGUUGGGUUGGAAUGUGGUGGGGCGGAUUCCUGCUAUGCGGACUGCUGUUAAUUCUAGUUGCCAUCCCUUUCUUCUCCUUUCCGAAAGUACUGGUGCGAGAAAAGGAGAAAAUACGUCUGGUCGAAAAGGCCGCCGCGGCCAGCGGUUCGUCCACUAAACCGCCGGCGAAACCUCAAACAGAUAUAAAGGAUACGGGAUAUGGGAAAGAUAUUAAAGAUAUACCAGUUUCAAUGUGGCGGCUGCUGAAGAAUCCCGUCUACGUGGUGACCUGCCUCGGCGCCUGCAUGGAGCUCAUGAUCGUGUCGGGCUUCGUCGUGUUCCUCCCCAAAUACUUGGAGACUCAGUUCAGCCUCGGCAAGAGUCAGGCUAGCGUCUUCACAGGCUCGAUAGCGAUCCCGGGUGCGUGCAUCGGCAUUUUCAUGGGCGGAUGCCUCCUCAAGCGUCUGGAGCUGCGGCCCAAGGGAGCGGUGCAGUUCGUCCUGAUAUCGAACACGAUCUGCCUCUCGUGCUACGCCCUCCUGUUCUUCCUCGGCUGCGACAACAUCAAGAUGGCCGGCACCACCAUACCGUAUACCAACAACAGCAACCUGGAGCCGUUCAAAGUGAACCUGACGGCGGCGUGCAACUUCAACUGCCUGUGCACCGAGACGGACAUGGAGCCGGUGUGCGGCAACAACGGCCUCACUUACUUCUCGCCGUGCCACGCCGGCUGCGCGGCGUUCUCCUCGCGCUCCAACUUCACCAACUGCGCGUGCGUGCACGAGAACAGCCGCGAGUCGGCGCGCGCGGGCCCGCUGCUGGGCGGCGCGUCCGCGUCCGCGCUCACGGCCCAGUUCGGCGACGUGACGGUGGUGCCGGUGGCGACGGCGGGCGCCUGCAACCCGCCCUGCACCACCAUCUUCCCCUUCCUCGUGCUGCUCUUCUUCAUGACCUUCGUGGUGGCCGUCACGCAGAUGCCGCUGCUCAUGAUCGUGCUCAGGUCCGUCAGCGAGGAGGAGCGCUCGUUCGCGCUGGGCAUGCAGUUCGUGAUAUUCCGCCUGUUCGGCUACAUACCGGCGCCCAUAGUGUUCGGCAACCUCAUCGACUCCACGUGCAUCCUGUGGAAGCAGUCGUGCGGCGGCGAGAAGGGCGGCCGCUGCCUGCUCUACGACAUCGAGCAGUUCCGCUAUAGGUAUGUCGGCUUGUGCGGAGGCAUCAAGAUCGUGGCGCUCGGUAUAUUCCUCGCGGACUGGUGGCUGGUCCGGAGACGCAGGCACUUGGAGACCACCGCGCCCUUAGACCCGCAGAAGGAUAUAGCGAGCUCAAUCAUCAGCCUAGACAAAUUGUUCGAGGAGCUGCCGUCCGCGGAGAACGCGAGCGGGCUCCGCUCGGCGGUGGCGUCCGGCGGGAGCACUCCCCUGGAGGCGGUCGCGCCGCGGCGGCUGCAGCGCACCGACUCGCAGCACUCGCAGGAGUCGACCACCCAGCGGGCGACACGCAACUCGCGCGUGCUGGUCGCGUCGCGGCACCUGCGCAGCGACUCGAAGACCAUCCAGCUGGAGCCACGCGCGCGCCAGCACUCGGCCGACGAGCCGAGGGGCGGCGCCUUUCCGCGCUCCGUGUCGCGCGACCUCGCCCACUCGCACUCGCGCAACAACUCGCGCGACCUCGGCCUCGAGCAGCUGCGCCAGCUCGCCAUCAAGAGCAUGGAGAGCCUAGACCUGGGCGCGCUGCCGCUCGCCAGGUGCGCCGACGAGGAGAGCAAGCGGCUCAUCGACGGCGGCGGCGUGCUGCGCCACAGGCGGACCGGCUCCAAGGACCUCAAGCCGCCCGACACACGGCACAAGCGCACCUCCUCCCACCACAUCACGAUGGAGCCGAACGAGCUCAGCCUGCAGAUGCAGAAGGGCCGCAGCGUCGACCAGCUCGCGAGCGCGCCGCUCGACCCCCGCGUG
This is a messenger RNA of Iphiclides podalirius (scarce swallowtail), 2985 nucleotides long. The record is from the annotation of a GenBank genome assembly. NCBI's taxonomy places the organism in Eukaryota, Metazoa, Arthropoda, Insecta, Lepidoptera, Papilionidae.